GUACUGGAUGGAGAGCGAAGGCGAGCGUAAGCGCCUAGCCAGCAAUCAUUUCAUCGCCAAAGAUGCCAUGGGCGGCAAGCUCGUUCGGGCGCCCGUGGACUUCUCCCGGCCAGUGAAGAUUCUAGAUAGUGGAACUGCCGAUGGAACUUGGCUUCUGGAUCUCGCCUCAUCACUGCCGCCUCUCUCGGCCGGUACCCACGAAUUCGUAGGCACGGAUCUCAACCCGACACCUUUCCCACAAUCGGUUCCCUCAAACGUGACGUUUACCGUCCAAGACAUCAAGAAACCAUGGCCCGAGUCCCAACAUGGCCAGUUCGACCUCGUUCAUCAACGCCUAACCCUUCUUGGUGCUGGCCCCAACCCUUCUGCCUCCAUCUCUCACCUCUACGCCCUAGUCAAACCCGGCGGCUGGGUUCAGAUCAGCGAAGGAACCAUGGACUUCCCGCCCGACAUUGUGAAUAAAGAGCGGACGCCUGCAUAUAGUGACAUGCUCCAGCUGAUGCGCAGUGUUGCGGGAGUGGUCGGCGCCGAGUGGCACCUUGGCAGAUCACUCAAGGGCUUGUUAGAGGAGGCGGGUUUUACGGAUGUUGGCGAGGAAGAUGUGAUGCUGAACAUGGGUCGAACCAAUAAGGAUCCAGAGCUGGCAAAGGAGGGCGCAGAAAGCUGUGGUGUUGCAGUACAGGGCUUGUCCAAAUUCGCGAAAAACUUUCCACCCGAGAAACAGCCGCUUCCCUCUGAAAGAUACGAGACACUACCGGCGGACCUGGAGAAGGAACUCACGGAGAAAGGGGCGGUGUACCCAUUGAGAGUGGUAUGGGGCCGGAAACCAGAGUGAGGCUCCGGCGCCGCUCGAAAGAUUGCUCGGUAACCGGGAGCCAGGUGAACUAGAGAGAAAUUACUCUUUGAUGUAUGAAGAUUAAAGUAGAGAUCAAGACACAGACGCCCCUAGAAAGACCCUAAAGCCAUUGACGGACUUAAAGAAGACGAUGUUGUCAUUUGAUCACGGAAAAUCCAUAAGCACCCACGCAAUGAUCACGCCUCUUUUAUACCCUACUUGAUCCAUAAGAAGUACUUGAUAAAUAGAGACUUCGCGAACCUAGAUGUGGACUCAAAUGAAAAUCAUG
Messenger RNA from Cryphonectria parasitica EP155, 1124 nucleotides. RefSeq names its product S-adenosyl-L-methionine-dependent methyltransferase. Gene Ontology annotation, molecular function: methyltransferase activity. NCBI's taxonomy places the organism in Eukaryota, Fungi, Ascomycota, Sordariomycetes, Diaporthales, Cryphonectriaceae. The record is from RefSeq and is a predicted model, not a curated record. Bases 8 to 835 code for a protein of 275 amino acids. The transcript is spliced from 3 exons.